This is a messenger RNA of Manis javanica (Malayan pangolin), 960 nucleotides long. It is a transcript of the gene OR56B1, whose product is annotated as olfactory receptor family 56 subfamily B member 1. NCBI's taxonomy places the organism in Eukaryota, Metazoa, Chordata, Mammalia, Pholidota, Manidae. Gene Ontology annotation, biological process: G protein-coupled receptor signaling pathway. Gene Ontology annotation, cellular component: plasma membrane. The record is from RefSeq and is a predicted model, not a curated record. Gene Ontology annotation, molecular function: olfactory receptor activity; G protein-coupled receptor activity.
AUGUCUGCAUCUCUGAAAGGCUCAAAUAGCUCCAAAUUCCAGGUCUCCGAGUUUAUCCUGAUGGGGCUCCCAGGCAUUCACAGCUGGCAGCACUGGCUCUCCCUGCCCCUGGCUCUGCUCUACCUCUCCACUCUUGGUGCUAAUAUCCUCAUCCUCAUCAUCAUAUGCCAGGACCGUGCUCUUCAGCAGCCUAUGUUCCAUUUUCUAGGUAUCCUCUCUGUUGUGGACAUGGGCCUGGCCACCACCAUUAUGCCCAAGAUCCUGGCCAUCUUCUGGUUUGAUGCCAAGAUCAUUAGCCUCCCCCAGUGUUUCGCUCAGAUUUAUGCCAUUCACUGCUUCGUGGGCAUGGAGUCUGGUAUCUUCCUCUGCAUGGCUUUUGAUAGAUAUGUAGCUAUUUGUCACCCUCUUCGCUAUCCAUCGAUUGUCACCAAUGCCUUAAUCUUUAAAGUUACCCUGUUUAUGGUGCUUAGAAAUGGCUUGUUUGUCAUCCCAGUGCCUGUGCUGGCUGCCCAGCGACACUACUGCUCCAGGAAUGAGAUUGACCACUGCCUGUGCUCUAACCUUGGGGUCACGAGUCUGGCCUGUGAUGACAGGAGGCCAAACAGCAUUUGCCAGCUGGUUCUGGCAUGGCUUGGAAUGGGGAGUGACCUAGGUCUUAUCUUGUUGUCCUAUACUUUGAUUCUGCACUCUGUACUUCAGCUGAAUUCACCAGAAGCUGCAUCCAAGGCUCUGAGCACUUGCAGCUCCCAUCUCAUCCUGAUCCUCUUCUUCUACACAGUCAUCGUAGUGAUUUCAGUAACUCACCUGGCAGACACUCAGGCUGCUUUGAUUCCAGUUCUGCUCAACGUGCUGCACAACAUCAUCCCGCCUGCCCUCAACCCAAUAGUCUAUGCACUUAGGACUAAAGAACUUAGGACAGGUUUCCAAAAGGUGUUUUCUUUGAACUUAGGAAAGAAAUAA